AUGGUAAUAAAUUUUGUAAUUUUGAAAUUACUAUUAUGUAUUCGUUUUAUAAUUUAUUUGUGUCAUGUAGAAAUAUCUUAAUGGUUUAAACUUGUAAAUUAUAAUAGACAAAGAAAUCCUACCAAAAUGUUUUGAAAAUCAUAGCAAAUAUUUACUGAUCAAAUAAAUGUUGUGCUUUUAAUUUAGUAAAACUGGAUGAUAGUUGUAUAAAUAAACUAUAACAAUGACAUUGAAUGAAAUUUCUGAUCACGAACUUAAAAUGAGAUUAGCUAACUUUGGGGUUUUUAAUCCAAUUACAAAUUCAACUAGAAAUAUAUUAAUAAAAAAGCUAUUAAAUUUAGAAAAAACAUCUAAGUACAAACAAAUUCAAUCAACUUCAGUUGAAUAUAUGGAAAUUAUGUCUGAUGAGAAUCUUAGAAUCAGACUUUCCAAAUUUGGUAUUACAUGUCCAAUUACAGAUUCUACAAGAAGUGUAUUGAAAAAUAAACUGUAUAAUUUAGAAACAGAACUGCAAGAGAGAUAUACCAAUCAUGAAUAUGAAUUAAUGGAUACAUCAUCAAAUGAUAUGAAUGAAUAUGAAAUACAAAAUAGACUGUUGGAAGAUGGUAGUAAUUUACCCAAAAAAAGAAGACAUAACUAAUAUUUUAGGAAAGAAAUAAUUGUUUUUAAAAAAUAAUUUUCUUUAACUAUGUUAUUUACAUUUUUAUUUUAUUAAAAAUUGUUAUUAAAUAAACAAAUUUUUAUGUUAGUAUUGUAUUUGUAUUAAUGUUCAAUAUAUAAAACUUAUUUGUUAUUUUCUCUUUUAUUGUCUAAAAAGUUAAUAUCUUUUAUGAAUAUGUUACUGAUACAAAUAAAUGGUAAGACUUUAUAUUUAA
Molecule: messenger RNA, 875 nt
Organism: Daktulosphaira vitifoliae (grape phylloxera)
Lineage: Eukaryota; Metazoa; Arthropoda; Insecta; Hemiptera; Phylloxeridae
Exons: 4
Coding region: 224-640 (138 amino acids)
Source: RefSeq, a predicted model, not a curated record